Messenger RNA from Amphibalanus amphitrite, 5098 nucleotides. Its product is annotated as serine/threonine-protein phosphatase 4 regulatory subunit 3-like. Gene Ontology annotation, cellular component: nucleoplasm; protein phosphatase 4 complex. Gene Ontology annotation, biological process: protein dephosphorylation; DNA damage response. NCBI's taxonomy places the organism in Eukaryota, Metazoa, Arthropoda, Thecostraca, Balanomorpha, Balanidae. The record is from RefSeq and is a predicted model, not a curated record. Gene Ontology annotation, molecular function: protein phosphatase activator activity. The coding region runs from base 419 to 3883 and encodes 1154 amino acids. The transcript is spliced from 16 exons.
GCGCCGAAUACGGUUAUCUAUACAACGAAAUUCGUGAAAACUCAUUGCGAACUUGCGAACAUUGCGGUAAAAAUCAAAAUCGGGGUGCAUUUGUGGAAUUAAUGCUCUUUAUUUAUUGCUUUAUCGAAGACAUCAAUUGAUUAUUUUGGCACCCACCAAAAGAAAGCGUGACUCGAAUAGCACACGCUUUUAAAGUAAUCAUCCCGCGCGAGCCGACUAGACAAGGACAUCGAUUGAGGCACCAGGCCGGGCCGCCGCCCACCCGGACGCUCUCCUUCCCCAGCGCACGGCUCCGACGCCGGUGUUCGCCAGCGGCAGAGUCGGAUCGGCUCGCCGCCGGCCGGGCGCGGCUCGCGCUGGCCUCUGUCUGUGUGCCGGUGAUCGGGCGAUGAGCUGACACGACAGUCGGCCGGCCGGAAUGGGGGACCAGAGCACCAGACGGCGGGUGAAGCUGUACGCGCUCAACGCCGAGCGACAGUGGGACGACCGCGGCACCGGCCACGUCACGUCCUCCUAUGUGGAAAAACUGCAAGGCGUGUCGCUGCUGGUAAAGGCAGAGGCGGACGGCAGUGUUCUCCUCGAGAGUAAGAUACAGCCGGAGACAAUCUACCAAAAGCAGCAGGAAACGCUGAUAGUGUGGUCUGAAGGUGACAACUUCGACCUAGCGCUCAGCUUUCAGGAGCGCGCCGGCUGCGAUGAGAUCUGGGAGAAAAUCUGCCAGGUGCAGGGCCGCGACCCGUCUGUGGAGAUCACCCAUGAAGCGGUCGAGGAGAGCGAAGAUGAACGGUUCGAUGACAUGUCGGACACCGUGCCGAGCAUCGAGCUACCGGCGGCCGAGAUGGCCCGGCUCGAGGAGAUCUCAGAGCUCAUCAACAGCUGUCUGCACUCUGCCAUCAAGCGGGAGAAGCUGACGCUGGCCGUGGAGGCCGACAACUACAUCCCCAAGCUGAUGCGCAUGUUUCAGAUGUGCGAGGACCUGGAGAACACUGCCGGCCUGCACCACCUGCACGACAUCAUCAUCAACCUGUUCCAGCUCAACAAGAACGCCCUCAUCGAAUCCAUGUUUAAAAUUGACGUCAUUUUCGACGUGGUCGGCUGCCUGGAGUACGACCCGGCCAACCCGGUUCCCACGCGGCAUAGAGAGUACCUGAGGCAGAUGGCGAACUUCAAACAGGUUCUGCCCAUUCGCAACAGCGAGCUGUUGGCCAAGAUCCACCAGACGUACCGCGUGCAGUACAUCCAGGACAUCGUGCUGCCGACGCCGUCCGUGCUCGAGGACAACGUCCUCUCCACGCUAUCCAGCUUUAUAUUCUUCAACAAAUUAGAUAUCGUUAGGCAAUUACAGGAUGACGAGAAGUUUCUGACGGAGUUUUUCGCGCUGUUGAGUGACGAGAAGACGCCGAUCACCAAGCGGAGAGACCUGGUGAUGUUCUUAAAGGAGUUCUGUUCGUUCUCACAAACGCUGCAGCCACAGAGCAAGGAGACAUUCUUCAAGACGCUGCUGUCGCUGGGCGUGCUGCAGGCCCUGGAGACGACACUGACGGUGGACGCCGGCCCGCUCUCCCAGCCCGGACAGGUCAUCAAGUCGGCCUGCAUCGACAUCCUCAUGUACAUUGUGGAGACGGUGCCGUCCAUGGUGCGCGAGCACAUGCUGCAGCAGGCAGAGACCUGUGACGACGACCAGCUGUUGAUGAACCUCUUGGUAGACCAGAUGGUGUGUGACCGGGACCCCGAAGUGGGCUCGGCCGUCCAGCUCUCCGGCAUCAUACGCAUCCUCAUCGACCCUGACAACAUGAUGGCCGCCCUCAACCGCUCCGAGAAGACAGAGUUCUUCGCGUUCUUCUACAAGCGCUGUAUGCACUGCCUCGUCGAGCCGCUGAUCAACAACACGACCAACAAGGAUUUGCUGCACGACGACCCGGCCACGGUGCAGCUACUGAACCUGGUACUCGAGCUGCUGUCCUUCUGCGUCGAGCACCACACCUUCCACGCCAAAAACUACAUCAUGAACAAGGACAUCGUCGUGCGCAUCCUGGUGCUCAUGAAGAGCAAACACAAGUACCUGGCGCUCGACGCUCUCCGGUUCCUGCGCAAGAUGGUCGCGCUGAAGGACGACAACUACAACAGGCACAUCGUCAAGAACAACCUGUUCGCGCCCGUCGUGGAAGCGUUCUUCAACAAUCAGGGUCGCUACAACCUCCUAGACUCGGCCGUUAUCGAACUCUUCGAGUUUAUUAAGACGGAGGACAUCAAGAUGCUGCUGGCCUACAUCGUGGAGACGUUCGGCGACAAGCUGCUGGACGUGACGUACGUGCAGACGUUCCGCAACCUGAAGCAGCGGUACGAGCAGCAGCAGGACCGGCUGCAGCAGCGCACCGCUGCCCUAGAGAGCGUGCCGUCUAUCCUGCGCGGCACGACGCGCUACCGCCGCGACCCUCGCCAGCUCGACGAGGACGAGGAGAUGUGGUUCAAUGACGAGGACGAUUACGAGGAUGGCGGCGAGCCGGCUCCGGUGGCCGGUCUGCACGGCCUGCACGGCUCCGCCGCCGCCGUCUCCGACCUCGAACAGAUCGGUAAAAUGAUCGAGGGCCGGAGCAAACUCUUCUCUCCCUCCGGCGGCGACUUGUGCGUCGAGAAAACGGCGGCGUCUGCCGAGCCGGCGUGUGGUGGUGUGAACGGAGCCGCCGCGGCCGCGAAGCUGGGUCUGGUAGACUCUGCGCCGACCGCCGGAUCGCCCACUGCCUCCCCCACGGCCUCCCCGACCACGUCACCCACCCCGGCCGCCGCCCCCGCCGCCGCCGCCGCCGGCGCUGCUACCGACGGCGUCUGUCUGGUGAAAAAGGUGGGCCUGGUGGACUAUGACGCCGACUCCGACGAGGAGGAAGAAGAGGGCGCUGCCAUCAGUCCCCUGCUCAUCUCCUCCCUGGUGGCAGCAGCCACCACCAACUCCCCCGUCUCCCCGAGCGCUGCCGCCGCCGCCUCCGCCCCCGUCACGACCGGCGCGAUGGAACCUGACCAGUCGCAGACCCAGGUCACUACCACGUCUGAUUCGACGGCCGCGGAGCCGGCGGCGACCGCAGAGACGGCGGACGGUGCCGUGGUCAAGGCGGAAGAGGCGCCAGCCGCGACAGAAUCGACUCCGCCGGUGGUAGUCGGGUCUGUGGCGAAAGCCGGUGCGGUAGAGGCGACACAAGAGCGCUCCCCCGCAGUGACGACAGAGGCGACACCGCAGUGCGAGACAGAGGUUUCAGCGUCAGCACCGGCGGACAGAACAGAAGUGGCGGCAUCUACGGGGGACUGCACAUCAACGGACCAAAACUGUGCGGAAGCGGGGAAGGACAACAAGCCAGUGGACCAGGAUGAUUCAGUUGCCGAUCAGGAGACGCCGGCUGUUGCAGAAGAAUCGGUAACGAAACCUGCGGAGGUUGUGUCAGAAGAUGAGAAGGGAGCAACUGCCAAACAGAACGGGGAGGUAGCGAUGCAGACCGAGACAGCGUUGUCCCAUCAGGAGACUGCUGUGGAUGCACAGGAGUCGGCGCAGACGCAGCAGGAAGCAGAGGAACCCGUGCAGCAGGAGAGCACUCCUCAGGAACAGAAGACAGCGCCAGUGACUGCGUCCGAGCCCAGCGCGGCCGCGGAGCCGGCUGCGUGCUCGGACUCUGCGAGUUCACAGGACGCUCCGGCAGACCAGGAGGAGCUGUCAUCAGCGUCCGCGGCCGACCAGCCGGCCGGCUCGCCGGCGGACCAGCAGCAGCCGCCGCCGGCCGCGGAGGUGGCGCGCUCGCCGCCGCGCGGCCAGCAGUCGCCGCCGCCGGACGCCGGCGAGCACCGAGACGCCGACCAGCUGCCCAGUGCCAAACGGCCACGGCUGGAGGCCUCGUGAGCGACCGGCCGCCGCCGCCGCCACCGCCCUCCGCCAACCUCCGCCGCCGUUAGCCACUAAGUGGUGUACAAAUCUGACCGCCGGCCGCCAUACUGAGGCGUCCCCGAGCGCGGCGCGUGCCACCGCGACGCGCGGGCCGUCGGGGUAGGACUGAGAGCUUCGUAGUGUGUACGAGCCGAAAAGGCAGCCGAGACGCGCGCUGCGACCCAUUGGCGUUCGAUGCGACAUUCGCAGAAUCAAGCACGCAGUGAACCAGCCUCGCAAUCGAACUCGUUUCAUCUAGACAUGAUUACCGACGCUGCCAUAAGCGGGAGAGCGCACAGUUUUCACACGCGCGCGUCAUGCGUCUGCGGCGGCCGCUAGUUUGUCCUUUCCGUUCUGGCACAUGGACACUGUACAAAGCGGCUCCCGAGGCGGGCUUGUGCGGCGGACGGUGGCGCGAUGGGCGCGCAUAUUUUUGUAUACUUAAGGUCCCUAACGGGCGGCGGCGGAGGUCGAAUCGUCUCCUGGGCGUGUGCGAGCUGCCUCGAUGCCUGCACGGGUGUUUGAGAGUGAGUGAACUCGGGAGUGUGCGAGUUAGUGAACUCGGGAGUGUGAGUGUUUGGUGUACGAGCGGGAGCCAUGUUUGGUGAAUGUGGACGAUGGGCCGCGGCGCGACGCACCGCGCGCGGCCCGGAUUCGUACAAGUGGUCGACGUCUGCGCGACGACAAUUAGGAGUUGGUCUGCGGCCGGGGCGCCGCGGAUAUGUCGCUCGGGUGUCGGCGAGCGCCGCGCGGCCGGCCCGCGGGGAGUCGGGUGGGUCGCCCCAGCCCCGCGGGGGAGCGCCCGCCCGCGCCGCCGCUGCCGGAGCGCGCGCUGCGUGCAUAGUUCUGUUCAGAGGCAGGCGAACCGCGCACCCCUCCCGAGAUCUCUUAUGUUUUGUACACUGCUGCAGGCCGUUAGUGAGUUCGCAGAGACGUUGCCUUCUAUUUCUGUGGCGCGCGCCAUCCCUAUGAACUCUUUUAUUAUUUGAUAUUAAUAACGCCCCCCCCCCCCCUGUUUUACGCACUGGUUUCGAGGCGGCGCCGCGCGGGCCCGGCCUUCUUCUGUCCCGUUUUAGGUAGGAGCGGUGCCCUUGGUGCGUGUCUGUCGCGUCUGGCCAGCACUGUCGGGGCCGGCCACCCCGGCCCAGCAGCUGAUGUUUCUCCUUCUUAAAAUACAGAACGCGACCUUCA